CAUGUCAUGAGAAGUUCUCUCAUUGGGAGGUAGGGUGGAAUAGAUAGUCCAGAGCAGAGGUCAAUAAUAAUAAUAUCUAUUUAUACAACAGAUCUGAAGUAAAAACGAUAACGUCAUAGGGCAUUCCUCAAUUCUCCCAAGCUGCAUGCAUUUCGAAUGCUAAACCUCUUCAUGUAUUUCCAGUGGUCACCAUUUUGAGGUAGCAGGAGGACAUAGUUCAGAGGCUACAAAAAUGUAGAUGAAAGAGAAGAAACAGUUUUUUUGCCCUCAAAAUAAGUCGGAGUCAUUAAGCCUUGAUGUUUAUCUCCUAGUUUUCUACAUUGUAGAUUUCACAGUCCUGACCCACAGCGCUCAUUGGGCCGCUCCUCAGCCUGUCAUCGCAAAGUGGAUCAUCUGGGUCCUCAUGAAAGAUGCUAUGAUUUUGAAACCAGCAGGUCGCCUGGAGGCAGGAGGCUGGGCCAGCUCUCAGGACUCUGAAGACCUUGGAGGUGGUGUUAAGGAUACCGUGGUAGUCAAUGUUAUUUGAGCAGGGUCAGCAGGCCCUGGAGCUUCCUGAGUGCACGAUGCAGAAGGCCGCUUACUAUGAAAACCCAGGACUAUUUGGAGGCUAUGGCUACAGCAAAGCUACUGACACUUAUGGCUACAGCACUCCCCAUCAGCCCUACCCUCCCCCUGCUGCUGCCAACUCUCUGGACACUGAUUACCCGGGUUCUGCCUGCUCCAUCCAGAGCUCUGCACCACUUCGAGCUCCAGCCCAUAAGGGGGCUGAACUCAACGGCAGCUGCAUGCGGCCUGGCACUGGAAACAGCCAGGGUGGGGGUGGUGGCAGCCAGCCUCCGGGUCUCAACUCAGAGCAGCAGCCACCACAGCCCCCUCCUCCACCACCGACACUGCCUCCAUCCUCUCCCACCAACCCUGGAGGUGGAGUGCCUGCCAAGAAGGCCAAAGGUGGGCCCAAUGCUUCUAGCUCUUCAGCCACCAUCAGCAAGCAGAUCUUUCCCUGGAUGAAGGAGUCUCGACAGAACUCGAAGCAGAAGAACAGCUGUGCCACAGCAGGAGAGAGCUGUGAGGACAAGAGCCCGCCCGGCCCGGCCUCCAAGAGAGUGCGCACGGCGUACACCAGUGCGCAGCUGGUGGAGUUGGAAAAGGAGUUCCACUUCAACCGCUACCUGUGCCGACCUCGCCGAGUGGAGAUGGCCAAUCUGCUGAACCUCACCGAACGCCAGAUCAAGAUCUGGUUCCAGAAUAGGCGCAUGAAAUACAAGAAGGACCAGAAGGCCAAGGGCAUCCUGCACUCGCCGGCCGGCCAGUCCCCGGAGCGCAGCCCGCCGCUCGGCGGCGCCGCGGGCCACGUGGCCUACUCAGGCCAGCUGCCGCCGGUGCCCGGCCUGGCCUACGACGCGCCCUCGCCGCCUGCUUUCGCCAAGUCGCAGCCCAACAUGUACGGCCUGGCUGCCUACACGGCGCCGCUCAGCAGCUGCCUGCCCCAGCAGAAGCGCUACGCGGCGCCCGAGUUCGAGCCCCACCCCAUGGCGAGCAACGGCGGCGGCUUCGCCAGCGCCAACCUGCAGGGCAGCCCGGUGUACGUGGGCGGCAACUUUGUCGACUCCAUGGCACCGGCGUCUGGGCCCGUCUUCAACCUGGGUCACCUCUCGCACCCGUCUUCGGCCAGCGUGGACUACAGUUGCGCCGCGCAGAUUCCGGGCAACCACCACCACGGACCCUGCGACCCUCAUCCCACCUACACAGAUCUCUCGGCCCACCACUCGUCUCAGGGACGCCUGCCCGAGGCCCCCAAACUGACGCACCUGUAGCGGCCGCCGCGGGCCGGGACUCGCGGCGCGAUUACCUCUCUGGCUUUG
This is a messenger RNA of Lepus europaeus (European hare), 1862 nucleotides long. RefSeq names its product homeobox D3 (gene HOXD3). The record is from RefSeq and is a predicted model, not a curated record. Gene Ontology annotation, cellular component: nucleus. Gene Ontology annotation, molecular function: DNA-binding transcription factor activity, RNA polymerase II-specific; RNA polymerase II cis-regulatory region sequence-specific DNA binding. Gene Ontology annotation, biological process: regulation of transcription by RNA polymerase II. The transcript is spliced from 3 exons. Lineage: Eukaryota; Metazoa; Chordata; Mammalia; Lagomorpha; Leporidae. Bases 516 to 1814 code for a protein of 432 amino acids.